Phanerochaete carnosa HHB-10118-sp is the source of this 649-nucleotide messenger RNA. RefSeq lists its product as uncharacterized. The coding region runs from base 256 to 519 and encodes 87 amino acids. The transcript has a single exon. The record is from RefSeq and is a predicted model, not a curated record. NCBI's taxonomy places the organism in Eukaryota, Fungi, Basidiomycota, Agaricomycetes, Polyporales, Phanerochaetaceae.
UCAAAUAUUUCCAUUAUAAGCUGCGACGAGGGCGGAGGUGCUAUUAUGCCGGCGUCAUUGCGCGCGUUCCACGGUUUGCCCCCGGGUCUAUUGGAUACGAUGACAUGCCUAGGAAGUGGAAGUGCUUCAUGAAAAUCAUGUGGCAACGUGUACGGCUUAACCACAUCAUUCACUGCGAUCAAGAACCCACUUGCCUCUUGUUGUCCCUGGACAUGGAUUAAUACUGCAUGCUAGGUGCGCCAUGAUAUCAUUAACAUGUUCUUCUGGCUCCCGCCCGUCAGCCGCAUGUUGCGGCUCACCGGGACUAGCGUACGGCUCCUGCACCCGCCGACGCGCAUGCAAACCUUGGAUGAGGCGCUGCCACCGUUUCGUGCUCCCGUUCCUUCGUGCGUCGCUCCUCUGCCUCUUGCUCGGCUUCCUGGUACACCUAUGGUAGAUAGAAAUGCUAUCGAUAUGCGCAAAAUUGGCCAUAUGAGGGCGAAUAUACUCCAAGGAUGGCCUACUCGCUCUCAGCGGUAACGACGGUGCUAGUGAUGACUAGGAAUAGUGACUAAGCAACGUUUCUUGAACUCAAACUCUGUCUGUGCGCAUGGAGGUAAUGCAUACAAGCGGAUGAGGUACUUUUCCCUGAGCAGCUUACGUCAGCAAU